Panicum virgatum (switchgrass) is the source of this 865-nucleotide messenger RNA. Its product is annotated as probable purine permease 11. Gene Ontology annotation, cellular component: membrane. The record is from RefSeq and is a predicted model, not a curated record. NCBI's taxonomy places the organism in Eukaryota, Viridiplantae, Streptophyta, Magnoliopsida, Poales, Poaceae. Gene Ontology annotation, molecular function: purine nucleoside transmembrane transporter activity. The transcript has a single exon. Bases 153 to 656 code for a protein of 167 amino acids.
AGGCCGGCGGCGGCUACGCGCCGCGCGGCAAGCGCGCGCUCGGCUUCGCCCUCACCCUGUCCGGCGCCGCCGUCUACGCGUUCAUCCUGUCCCUCCUCGAGGUCACCUUCGACCGGGUGAUCCGGGCGCGGACGCUGCGGUGGGUGCUCAGGAUGCAGAUCUACACCAACGUGGUGGCCUCGGCGGUAGCGGCUGCGGCGAUGCUCGCGACGGGGGAGUGGGGGGCGGUCCGCGGGGAGGUGGCCCGGUACAGGAGCGGGACGGCGAGGUACGCGGCGACGCUGCUGGGGAUCGCGGUGGCGUGGCAGGCGGCGACGCUGGGGAUGGUGCGGCUCAUCACGAGGGCGUCGUCGCUGUUCGCCAACGUGACGAGCACCCUGGGGCUGCCGCUGGUGCCCAUCCUCGCGGUGCCGCUGUUUGGGGACAGGAUGACGGGGAUCAAGGUGGUGGCCAUGCUCAUGGCGGUGUGGGGGUUCCUCUCGUACGUGUACCAGCACUACCUCGACGACCGACGCGUGCAGGAUGAUGCUCGGGAGAAGGAGAGCUCCGCGCCGGCGGGCUGCAAACUCUGCUCGCGCGAGGAUGGGAAGCCAGUCGAUUGUGCCAUGCCCAUUCGGGACAGUGCUGUGGCUGAGCAAGGUGCUCCGCGCGUGUAGGCGUAGCUAGCUAGCCCUCCGUUGCUUGGUUGACGUGGCAUGGCGUCAACAUGACCUUUUUCUUGAAAAUUAGUUUCAGAACUCAUGUCUGUUGACGACGUCGACGUUUAAACAAUCUUCUUUUGCAGACUUGCAGUGGCCCUAUUACUACAUUUAUAUUGUUCGAAAUGUUGUUUGUUUCCAAAUUGGUUAAUUAUUCCCUAUUUCAA